AUGUUGCCGGAAUAUGUCGACCUAUAUUAUCCAUAUAAAGACCAUAGAGCCAGGUGCUUAUUGGAAUUGAGGAUGCUGAAUAUGAGCCAGCAAAUACGUUCAAAGCCUGAUUGGCAUAAAAAAAUGCUGAAAUCGGAAAUAACUUCUAAAUGGAGAAAAGAAGCUGAGGCACAAGAAUUAAAAGUCGACGCAAUAGAUUAUGUCCUUGAAGAAGUAAAAUAUUACGCAACUUUGAAAGAUGGUUCUAUUGAACCAGGACCAGUUGAUGGGUCAUGGCAAGCAGAUAAUCUUGUUGAUGAAACUCUAUCUCGUGAAUUCAAAAAGCUUGUUUCAAAAACUUUAGAAAAUAUUCCAGAAGAAGAGAUUGAUUAUCACCCUGGAAGCGACCAACAAGUAAUUGACUUAGUCCAUCCAUCACUUUACUGUUAUGUUGAAGAUAUGAGUAUCUUGAUUAACAAAGAUUAUAUUGAUCCAAGUGUGUUACCGAGCAUUGAGAAUCCAACAAAAAAGGUUCGUACUCGGAGAUAUUUGGCCAGGAAUCCUGAUGAAGGCAAAUACAGGUGGAUGCCAGCUGAUAUCUCAAUCAAAAAUGACACAGUUUCAUUUGAUUCUUAUAUCAAUAAUUUGCAUCCAAUUAAAAAUAAAAAACUUUAUGACUUAAUUGGCAAGAUUUUCAUAAGAUUUCUUCCGAUGUUCAAUCGAUCGCUUACUGAUAUUGCAAAUCCUCGAGGAAUAAGAAUUGACAUUCAAGACUGGUCAUGGUAUACUGAAGAAGAGUUCGAUGGUGAUGAUGAAAGCGAUAAAGAGGAAGAAUACGAGGAAUGGAUAAAUAAUCGUACAAUUUUACCAGUUCCAGUUCCUAAGUUUGAAGUCCCUAAAGCCCCAGAAAAAAUAUUUGAUCUAAAAGGGGAAGAUUUACAAAUUAUUGUGAAAUUGUCUUACAUCAAACUUACUCCAGAAAAACCGAAAUAUCCUGGAGGAUCAUGGCAUGUUGAGGGAAUCGAUGAAGAAAGAAUCGUCGCAACAGGAAUUUAUUAUUAUGAAAUUUUCAUAAGAUUUCUUCCGAUGUUCAAUCGGUCGCUUACUGAUAUUGCAAAUCCUCGAGGAAUAAUAAUUGACGUUAAGCAAGGGUCAUGGUAUAAUCAAGAAGAAGAGUUCGAUUAUGGUGAUGAUGAAAGCGAGAAGGAGGAAGAAUAUCAGGAAUGGAUAAAUAAUCAAAAACCGAAAUAUCCUGGAGGAUCAUGGCAUGUUGAGGGAAUCGAUGAAGAAAAAAUCGUCGCAACAGGAAUUUAUUAUUAUGAAGUUGACAACAUUACAGAAUCGAAACUUUCUUUUCGUGUAUCAAUCGAAGAACCAAUAUACGAGCAAAAUGAUGAUCGCGGUGUUGAAGUCAUUUAUGGUUUAAAAAGCGAUGACCCAUUAAAUCAAGUUGUUGGCCAUAUGAUCACGAAGCAAGAUCGUUGUGUCGUUUUUCCAAAUAUUUAUCAACAUAUUGUCACACCUUUUGAGUUAGUUGAUAAGACCAAGCCAGGAUAUCGUAAAAUUUUAGUAUUCUUCCUCGUCAAUCCAUAUUUAAACGUAGUUUCAACUUAUAACGUUUUGCCUCAACAACCUGGAUGGGAUGAUGUAGAAUCAGAUGCUCCAAAAAAUAAACGAAGAACAUUUACUAAGAAACAAGCAGAAGAAAAUAGAGAGAAGCUUAUGUUUGAACGUAAAUAUACUCGUGAUGAAUAUCAGAAAGAUUAUUAUGAAAGAGAGUUUUCAUUGUGUGAACAUUGA
Molecule: messenger RNA, 1779 nt
Organism: Clunio marinus
Lineage: Eukaryota; Metazoa; Arthropoda; Insecta; Diptera; Chironomidae
Source: the annotation of a GenBank genome assembly